Messenger RNA from Aspergillus lentulus, 2079 nucleotides. RefSeq lists its product as uncharacterized. Gene Ontology annotation, biological process: transmembrane transport. Lineage: Eukaryota; Fungi; Ascomycota; Eurotiomycetes; Eurotiales; Aspergillaceae. Gene Ontology annotation, molecular function: transmembrane transporter activity. The record is from RefSeq and is a predicted model, not a curated record.
AUGCCUGUGACGGUCCAGAAAAGAGCUUCCCAGGGUAGCCGGCGGCCUUCCGUGACCAGCGUUUCGUCCUCCACCCCAAUCACUCCAAGUUUUACCACCUCUUUUACUACCACUACUAAUAAUCAUUAUCCUCACCAACAACAACAUCGGGAUGCCCGUCAUACCCGGGCAACUUCUUGGACUUCCGGUCACGAUCAAGGCGGCGAACCUUCCUUUGCCGAUUACCCUUCCUCUGCGUCUCACUCACGGCGCCGGCGCGAAUCCAACCUCUCUCUCGCAGAUCUCACCGAGGGCUCUUCCCCCUCUUCCUCGCUCUCCUUCGACCACCCCAAUAUGGCUAUGAAGACCACUUCGUCAGAAUGGAAUCCAGGUCAUGCCCGCAGUCGCUCCCAAAGUAUGGCACAGAUGAAUGCCUCCCAAACUCAUUCCACCGGCGCCCCCGCUCCCCGCCCCGGGCCCGUCACUUGGAUGUCCCUGCCUAAAAAGAAACAAUUGGCCCUCCUGGGUCUCUGUCGCGUCUUCGACUUCUUACAGAUCGCCUCGCUACAAGCGUACAUGUUCUACCAGCUCAAAUCCUUCGACGAAACCCUCUCCGACUCCGAUGUCUCCACACAGGCUGGUAUCCUCCAAGGCGCAUUUACUGCCGCGCAGUUCGCGACAGCAAUACCAUGGGGUCGAGUGGCCGAUGCGGAUUGGGGCGGCCGCAAAUUCGUACUGUUGGUCGGGCUGGUAGGCACGGCGGUGUCCUGCCUGGGAGUCGCAUUUUCGACGUCGUUCGCGCAGGCCGUGUUCUGGCGUUCGUUUGGCGGUGCCAUUAAUGGGACGGUGGGCAUUAUCCGCACAAUGAUUGCAGAGAAUGUCAAGGAGAAGAAGUACCAUUCGCGCGCUUUCUUGAUUCUACCCAUUGGGUUUAAUAUCGCUGCUUUAUUUGGCCCAGUCAUGGGAGGUAUGCUUGCCGAUCCGGUCAAGAGUUACCCCAGACUGUUCGGGCCCAAUUCCUCCUUUGGAGGUGCUUCGGGUGUGCAGUGGCUCAUGACAUAUCCCUAUGCUUUGCCCAUGCUGGCCAAUGCUCUUUUCCUGUCAUUCUGCGCUAUGUGUGUCGCAAUGGGUCUUGAGGAGACUUCACAAGCCUGCAAGGGAAAGCCUGGCCUGGGCGCCUUCGCGAUGAAGCUUUUAGCCCGUGGGUUGAAGGCUGUCGUUCCGUCUUCGUCGCCCAUAUAUUCCAGACUUCCAUUCUCCGACUAUGAUGAGGAGGGUCCCCUGCUGAGCCGAUCAAGCGAUCCUACCGAAAGCUACGAGCUUGAAGAGAAGGCGGCCAAACCUACGAGGCUCGCUCGCGUGUUACCGUUCCGACGAAUCUGGACAAAGAAUGUCCUGUGCACUCUUCUUGCCCAGGCCUUUUUCGACUUCCAGAUGGGUGCCUUCAACAAUCUAUGGUUGCUUUUCCUAUCCACCCCUCGCUACGAUUCCAGCGACCCUGCCAGUCCCGUUCAGAGACUGCCCUUCAUUUUCACCGGCGGCUUGGGUAUGUUGCCUCAGAGUGUUGGCUUCGCCACAGCUAUCCUCGGGGUCAUCGGCAUGCUCCUCCAAUUCACCAUCUACCCUGCAAUCAACGGCCGCCUGGGCACAGCCAAGAGCUACCAAUAUUUCCUGUCGCUCUUUCCUCUGGCCUAUGCUUUCGCCCCUUACAUUGCUCUUGCGCCGUCGUCCGCGCCCCCUCCAGGGCAGGCCAACGGGCCCUGGGUGUGGUUCUCCAUCAUUGUCGUCCUGUUCCUGCAAGUCAGCGCUCGAACAUUCACACUCCCGACAUCCAUUAUCCUUCUGAACAAUUGCUCACCGCACCCUUCGGUGCUCGGUACGAUUCACGGUAUCGGACAGUCAGUAUCUUCGGCGUUCCGUACCAUCGGGCCUAUCUUUUCCGGAGCCUGGUACGGUUACGGUCUGGAGAUCGGCAUGGUCGGCUUCGCCUGGUGGCUAAUCGCUCUUGUGUCCAUCUUUGGAUGCAUAGCAGCGAUCUUUGUUUAUGAAGGCUCCGGCCAUGAGAUUCUGCUCCCGGGAGAAGAAGAGGACUUCCGGUAA